Messenger RNA from Megalopta genalis, 2422 nucleotides. The record is from RefSeq and is a predicted model, not a curated record. NCBI's taxonomy places the organism in Eukaryota, Metazoa, Arthropoda, Insecta, Hymenoptera, Halictidae.
UGUGCUGUGUUUCCUUCCACAACACAAUCACACUAAAGCUGUUAUUACUACUUGGAAAUCGUGUUUGGUUUGAAUCCGGUAAUUCCCGAUUGAUUCAAGAUCAGUACACGAUCAGCGAGUACCGGCUGAGGAGCUGAAUCGUGACUUUAAAAGUUUAUCUCCAUUAAUAUGAAAAAUAUUGUGAUAGCACUUUUUUUAACAAUUAGCGCAUUUAAAACGGGACAUGGAAAAUCGAGUUGUGGCAUGGAAAAAUUUCAAUGCAAAAAUGGAGAUUGUAUAGAAAGUAUAUUAUUAUGUGAUGGGGAAGCAAACUGCAAGGAUAAAUCUGAUGAAACAGUUGCAGAAUGUAGUCAAGCAGACAUUAAAUGCCCACAUACUGCAUUUCGAUGUGCAUAUGGUGCUUGUGUAGAUGGAGAUGCAACUUGUAAUGGAGUAAAAGAUUGUGUUGAUAACAGUGAUGAAACAUUGCCAAAAUGCAAUACUUCAAUUAGUUCAUCUUCAGAAUGUCGAGACAAUGAAUUCAAAUGCAACAAUGGGCAAUGCAUUGCUAAAAAUAAUCUGUGUGAUGGCAAUGCAAAUUGCUCUGACGGUUCAGAUGAAACGUUUAUUCAAUGUGGAGGAAUCUUGUGUGAACAAUUAUUUUUCCGAUGUCGUUACGGUGCUUGCAUUGAGAAUGAUUUAAAAUGCAAUGGAGUAAUAAAUUGUGUAGAUGGCUCGGAUGAAAAUCCAACAUUGUGUGGAACAGUUUCAUCAACUACGGAACGUCUAGAACCACCCAUAACACCUUUGAUAACAAGUACUCUCCCUCCUUAUGUGCCAUCAGUAACUUGUAAAACACCAUCACAACCACAAAACGGUGAUUGGAAAUUGCAUAAAUCACAAUGCCAAUCUGGAGAGCACUGUCAUGUCGGACAAGACUUUCAGUUCCAGAUAGGAACACAUUUGGUUUACAGUUGUAAUCGUGGAUUUAGGAUUAAAGGUUCUACUGAUGUUUUCUGUGGUAUAAGUGGUGUAUGGUACAAAAUACCUGAGUGUGAAGAGGUACGCUGUACAAAUCUAAAUUCAGCUUCAAUAGUUGCUGAUUGUAAAUACCCUGGACCAGAUUUUAUAUCAUGCGAUUCACCUAAACCUGGUACAAUAGCAACUUUAAAAUGUCGCGACAGUUAUCGCGAGGACAGAACACUGCCAUCGCCUACAACUGUCAGGUGUAGUGAUAAUGGUGAAUGGACUCCACAACCACUGAGAUGUGUUCCAGUGUGCGGUAUCAUUCCUAAAUCAACUACUCCACUUAUUGUAAAUGGAACUACUGCUAAUAUUACUGAGUUUCCAUGGCAUGCAACACUUUAUAGAGCUGUAACACCGACUGCACCGAAAGAGUUUAUUUGUGGUGGAACCAUUAUUCACGAGAAGUUAGUAAUUACUGCAGCUCAUUGUGUUUACGAUGAAAAUAACAGACGUAAACACGAUGCCUCUAAAUUUUUUAUAGCGACGGGUAUCAUGUAUAGAGAUUAUGAUUCUCCAUACCACAAUAAUAUUACAUUAGUACGAACGGGGGUAAAAAAAGUCCAUGUUUCUUGCGAUUACAACGGAAUAUUUGGAGCUUACAAAGCAGACAUAGCUAUAUUAGAGGUAGCUAAUCCUUUUGUAUUUUCGACAUUGUUACAACCUAUAUGCUUAGACUAUUCCAGCAACAUUAUAUUAGAACCUGAUAUGAUUGGAAGAGUAGCAGGAUUUGGUAGAACUGCUUUGGGCCCAUCUAGCUACAUAUUGCAAACAAUUAAAGUACCAUAUAUUUCUAAUAGGAAGUGCAAAGAAGAAAGCAACAUCUUUGAGACUGAAAAUUAUAUCACAUACGAUAAGUUCUGUGCUGGUUACACGAACGGUUCAUCAGUAUGCGACGGCGACAGUGGUGGUGGACUAAUUUUCCAAUGGAGCAACCUAUGGUAUUUGAAGGGCAUUGUUAGUGUUAGUCUUGGAACAAAAGUGGUAGGAGGAACUAGGCAAUGUGAUAGUUCCACAUAUUCUUUAUACACUGCUGUUUCUGUUCAUAUGCAGUGGAUGGAGGACUUUAUUCUUGGAGUUGAUAAUAUCCAGAGAUUCCAUACAUCAUGUGAUAAAAACUUGAAAUAGUAUAAAAAUACUAUAUGAGACAAAUACAUUGUAGACCAUUGAAUAUUAUCAACUAUUAAUAAUAUUUAAGUAUAAGUUCUGUAAUAUUACAAAUCAUUCCGAGACAAUAAAGAAGCAGCAAUAAUUUUGUAAACAUAAAAUCAAACUAAACCAAUACACUUUUAAAACUUACAGUCAGCAAGCAGGAAAUCAUGAAUAUUGUUUACAUAAUAAGUUCUGGAUGCCAUUUUAUUACAAUUAUCAGAAUCGUGAAAAUUCGCAAAUAAAAAUAUAUAUAUAUAUGGAUUAUACA